Molecule: messenger RNA, 1434 nt
Organism: Arabidopsis lyrata subsp. lyrata
Lineage: Eukaryota; Viridiplantae; Streptophyta; Magnoliopsida; Brassicales; Brassicaceae
Product: PI-PLC X-box domain-containing protein DDB_G0293730
Exons: 1
Coding region: 226-1182 (318 amino acids)
Biological process (GO): lipid metabolic process
Molecular function (GO): phosphoric diester hydrolase activity
Source: RefSeq, a predicted model, not a curated record
UUUGUUGGCAACUUUUAAUUAGAUAGCCAAUCAAUUUGAACUAAGAAGUCAAACUCCAACCAAUCCACAACAAAUAAUUGCCUUUUAUCUAACGUUUCACACGUUGAAGACAAACACUGCACGAUAUCUCUCAGAUUUAUAAGUGAACCCUACAAAGUACAAGUCGUGAACUCAACCACAAGAGAAACCUUAUCCUCUUCUCCUUCUUCAUCAAUCUCUCAAAACAUGCUCUCUUUUUUCUCUAACCAGAUCGACCGGCAAAAAGAUGUGUCUAAUGAGGAAAAAACCCUAACGGAUCUCGAAAAAUCCGACGGUUCACAUUUCCCUGGCGAUGACUACCGUCCGUCCGAUCGGAAAAACUGGAUGGCCGGUCUUACGUUGGAGAAACUAACUCUAAACAAGAUCGUGUGGCCAGGAACGCAUGAUUCAGCCACCAACGAUAUCGGAAUACCUCUGAUCUCUCGUCCCUUGGCUGAAUGUCAAACGCUCUCUAUCUACGAGCAGCUCGUCCUCGGGACACGUGUCCUCGAUAUCCGUGUGCAAGAGGAUCGCCAAAUCUGCCACGGGAUUCUGACGUCAUACGACGUUGAUGUGGUCAUCGAUGACGUUAUCAGAUUCUUGUCGGAGACUCACUCGGAGAUUGUAAUCCUGGAGAUAAGGACUGAGUUUGGACACAAAGACCCUCCGGAGUUUGAGACUUACUUGGCGGAUAAGUUAGGUCAAUUCUUGAUACAUCAAGAUGAUAACUUGUUCAACAAGCCGGUAUCAGAGAUUUUGCCGAAAAGGGUUAUUUGCAUCUGGAAACCAAGAGAGUCUCCCAAGCCGAGCCGUGGUGGAAUUCUCUGGAACUCAGAUUAUCUAAAAGAUAAUUGGAUCGAUACGGAUCUUCCAUGGACGAAAUUUCAGAGCAAUUUGAAGCAUCUGAGUGAGCAGCAGCCGAUAUCUUCUAGAAAAUUCUUUUACCGGGUUGAGAACACGGUUACGCCGCAAGCAGAUAAUCCGGUUGUUUGGGUCAAACCAGUGACUGAUAGGAUCCGAAAACACGCUAGGCUUUUUAUUUCCCAGUGUGUUUCCAAGGGAUGUGGAGAUAAGUUACAGAUUUUGUCCACUGAUUUCAUCGAAGGAGAUUUUGUCGAUGCCUGUGUCGGACUCACUCACGCAAGAAUUGAAGGGAAAAUUUGAUAGAACUAUGGAACGACGGUUGAUCUCCAGCAUUGGAACUAAGAUUAUUUGCUGUUGUGUUGCGUGUAUCUAAAGUUACACUUUACACUAUUUAUGAAAGUGAGUAUGUUAAGUUUGUAUAAUUGUAUCCUUUCCAUUUUUAGUUAUUCGUCAUAUCUUAAAUCUGUGAAUAACGAGAACUAUUUUCGUUCUGUUUGAAAAAUCGAGCAGAGAGAAAAAAAUGAUGCAGGGGAAUGUGUUCUGUUGAUUACU